AAGAUGAAUUCGAAUUCGAUUUUGAGUGGCGAUUUUAGCGAGCAACAAUGGGUGGAUCGAAUUAGCGAGAAGUUUGACGAUGAGGGUGGCGACAACAUCAGCGACAUUCCAGUUUGUGUGUUCAAUGUCCCGAAAGCAACUAGCCGAUUCAAGCCUGAGGCUUAUGUUCCUCUGGCUGUAGCACUGGGACCUUACCACCACUUUGAGACUCAUCUCUACCAAAUGGAGAGGUUCAAAGUGGCUGCUGUUAAAGCAAUCUUGAGCUCGGAUCAAGUGUUGUCAUUCGAAUCCUUGGUGAUCAAUAGGCUCAUAGAGAAAGAAUCUGUGAUUCGUGCUUGUUACCACAAGUAUAUAAACCUUUACGACGAUACAUUAGCUUGGAUUUUCGCAAUUGAUGGCUUGUUCUUGAUUGGUCUUUUCACACACUAUGCUGACAUUUCAAACUUGAUGCCUAAAAAGUUGAUAAACAAUGGUGUUCUUUAUAGAGAUGUAAUGGUGCUAGAGAACCAGAUUCCGUUGUAUUUAUUGAAGGAAAUAUGGAAGGCCCUUAGUCUCUCAACAUAUUUUCAGGAUCAAAAUGGCGAUCGCGAGUUAAUCUCCAUGAUGAGAAAAUUUUGUGAGGUACAUUCUCCUCUCAAAUUAGCUAAAGAUUUCAAUUACGACGUUAAGGCGGGUUGUUUGCAUUUGCUUGAUCUUAUGUACCAUUCGAUUGUCGACAAUCAAGAUAUCCCACAAGCUCCUAGAGUAGAAAUCCUACGGAAAGACAAUGAUUAUGACGUAGAAAAGAUUGCGAAAGAAGACAACCUAACAGAAAACUUAGAAGAGAUCAUGGAAAUGGGAUUACGCCUUGGAAUGAGAGAAAAAGCCGAUCUACCGAUUAAGGUCAUAAAGAACAUCCCAUGGGAGAAAGUAUCAAAUUUGCUUGGUUUAAAACUAAGAAAACAAGACAAAGAAGAAGACGAUGAUCUAGCCGUUGUCACAGAAUUUGAAAUCCCCUCGGUUUCAUCUCUUAUAAAAUAUGCUCAAAUCAAUUUCAGCUACACUAACGGAGGGGUUAGGGACAUUAAGUUUGAUGAAAACAAAGCUACACUAUAUCUUCCAAUAAUCACUCUUGGUGAUUACUCUGAAGUCAUGUUGAGAAAUCUGCUGGCUUAUGAAGUGGCUACUUCUAGUUCAACAGCGGAACUUGCCCAAUAUGUCUACUUGAUGAGUGGCAUUGUUGACACGGAGGCAGAUGUCAAGUUACUCAGAGAUAAAGGCGUCAUUAAAGGAAACAUGAACGACAAAGACAUCGCUAAUCUCUUCCAUGGGAUGAAUAAGAGUAACCUUAACAUGAGUAGCAACAAGACAAUUGACCACCUCAACGAGUAUUACAACAAUAGACCAAUGAUCAAGACUUGGAGAUUUGUCAAGAAAGACCUGCUUUGCUCGAAGAAAGUUGCAACUGUUGUUUUGGCAAUUUUUGCAAGCUUGCUCAUGAUCCUAUACUCAUUCUGUGAAGUCUAUGGAUGUUCGAGACUCUUCGGAAGGCAGUAAGCUAAGGUGUAAGAACCACAUGUCAUAGUUAAUUCCUAAAUGUGCAUAUUGUGUAAUUAAGUCUGUAAUAUAUAUUUCUUCUAGUGCAAGAAGAAUUUGAUGU
Messenger RNA from Helianthus annuus (common sunflower), 1639 nucleotides. RefSeq names its product putative UPF0481 protein At3g02645. Bases 4 to 1536 code for a protein of 510 amino acids. The record is from RefSeq and is a predicted model, not a curated record. Lineage: Eukaryota; Viridiplantae; Streptophyta; Magnoliopsida; Asterales; Asteraceae. The transcript is spliced from 2 exons.